Parathielavia appendiculata is the source of this 4624-nucleotide messenger RNA. RefSeq lists its product as uncharacterized. Gene Ontology annotation, cellular component: membrane. The transcript is spliced from 11 exons. Bases 325 to 4476 code for a protein of 1383 amino acids. Gene Ontology annotation, molecular function: ABC-type transporter activity; ATP binding; ATP hydrolysis activity. Gene Ontology annotation, biological process: transmembrane transport. The record is from RefSeq and is a predicted model, not a curated record. Lineage: Eukaryota; Fungi; Ascomycota; Sordariomycetes; Sordariales; Chaetomiaceae.
CCCCACACCGGACUUCGGGGGCACACGGCAUGUCACCCCGGCGAUCCCAAACCGGCACGGAGGUACAUGGGACACGGCUCGUGAUUGCGAAGUCGUUGGCUGGUCCAUCCGCCUGGGCCGUUGCAAUCAAGCCAUUCAGCAACUCCGUUGACUUCAACGGUCCGACCCACGCGAUCUUAGACUCUUUCCUCACCAAGUUCCUGCCAGAGGUCGACCCUCGAGCGACUCUGAACCACAGCUAGUUCGUUUGAAACUCAAGCAAGCUCUUUGAUGCAUGAAGAGACUUGUUGAUUUCUUUUCCCAGUCAGAAUCGAGUCGCCCAGCAUGGCAGAUGAGAAGAUUGUCCCUACGACGAUAGGGUCCUCGGAUGUUGACUCCUCACAACCAAACCCCAUCAGCCACAAGGAUACAGAGUCCAUCAGGUUGCUUCUCGACAGCCAGUCUCCCAAUGGCUCACAUGACCUGAAGCAGAUCGGUGUUUCGUUCAGAGAUCUUUCCGUCGUGGCGCCAACCGGAACCGAGAUCACCGUCAAAACUCUAGGCCGAGCGAUUCUUAACACCUUUGGCCCCGACCAGGUACAGUUCGUCAAAACCCACCUUCUGAACCACUGGUGGCCCCAGAAACCCGGAAGUUCGAGCGCAAGGGCCAUCUUGAACGGACUGUCCGGAAUUGUCAAGCCCGGAGAGAUGCUCCUGGUGUUGGGCAGUCCCGGAAGCGGCUGCUCCUCGUUUCUUCGCACCAUCGCCAACCAGUCACCCCUGACUGUUCAUGGCGAUCUCAGCUUCGCCGGCAUACCCGCCGCUGCGUUCAAGAAGAGCCACUCCCGAGAGACCAUAUAUCUUCCCGAAGAGGACAAGCACAUCGCCAGCUUGACGGUUCGGCAGACGAUCGCUUUCGCCCUGCGGUCCUCUUUGCCGUCACGCCUCGGAGGCACGAGCACCGUCACAAAUCUGGUUGAAGCAAUUGCAAAGCUUCUGGGGCUCGGCCAUGCUCUUGAAACUCCGGUGGGAGGCGCCUUUACACCGGGAAUAAGUGGCGGGGAGAGAAAACGUGUUUCUAUUGCUGAGGUUUUUGCUGCCGGGUCGUCUGUGCAGUCGUUUGACAAUUCAACCCGGGGUCUCGACUCGUCCACUGCCCUCGACUUUGCUAGGGCUCUAAGAGCCUUCACGGACAUUGGCAACAAGGCCACAAUUGCAACCCUCUACCAGGCCGGGGAGGAGCUCUACUCACAGUUUGACAAGGUCAUACUUCUUGACAAAGGCCACCAGGUCUUUUUCGGAUCUACCACACAAGCGAGAAGCUACUUUGAAGAACUCGGGUUCAUUCACGUCGAGGGGCAGACCACUGCGGAAUUCCUUGUCACCGUCACGGACCCCAACACCCGAACCGCGAAGCCAGGGUCACUCGCCGAGGGCAUUAAAACCCCAGAAGACCUUGCGUCUGCAUUCAAAGCUUCCCGGUACUACAAAUCCAUUCUCUCGGAAAUCGAAGCAUACAACCUGGAGCAAGCGGGAAGCGCUACUCCCCUACCGAGCGACAAGUACCGACUCUCAUAUCCUGCCCAAGUGCGGGAGUGUCUGCGGAGGGAGUUUCACUUGGUGCUGGGCCAGCGGAGGGUUUACUUCGUCAAAUGGCUCACCACCAUCAUCCUGUGCCUGUUGUGCGGUUCAGCCUACUUCGACAUCGACAACACCGCCCAGGGAGCCUUUACGCGCGGAGGCAUCCUGUAUUUCUCAUUGAUCAUCAACGGUUGGCUGCAGUUCCCUGAACUCUUCGACGCGCACACAAACCGGCCCGUCGUCGAAAGACAGGCGCAACUUCAUGUCACGAGACCGUCUGCCGUCGCCGUCGCCAGAUUUCUGAUCGACUUGCCCCUUAUCGCCUUCCAACACGUUAUCUUCAUCAUUGGCUUCUACUUCCUCGCGAGAUUGCAGCUGGAAGCCGGAAAGUUCUUCUUCUUCUAUCUGACCCUUUUCGUCUCAACUGUCUGCUUCAGCAACUUGCUGCGUAUGUUUGCUUCAUACGUGGGAACCUUGGAUGACUGCUUCAGAUACGGAGGCUUCUCUUGCACCGUCCUGCUGCUGUUUGCGGGAUUCUUGAUUCCUCCGGUGGACAUGACAGCAGCGUUUGGGUGGCUUCAUUACAUCAACCCCAUGUAUUAUGGGUAUGAGAACCUCUUCGUCAAUGAGUUUGAGGGUCUAUCCCUGGCUUGUCAUGACAACAUUGUCCCUUCAGACGGAGUCACGGGCCAUCAGACCUGUGCGAUCCGUGGCGCCGUCCCCGGAGACACCUUGGUAUCGGGAAGCCAGUAUUUUGAGACAUUCGGGUUUGACAUCUCACACAAGUGGCGUAACAUUGGCAUCAUGAUUGCCAUCGCCCUCGCCUACCUUCUCGCUGCCGUCGUGGGUAGCGAGACGAGGAGGUUUACGCCGCAGGGAGGGGCGCCCCUAAUUUUCACCAAGCGCCCAGACAAGACGUCGAAGAAACCCUCGGACAAAGCUGACGUGGAAAAGGCGGCACCAACCAUGCAGGCUCUCAAUUCCGGAAUCUCCGUCCCUGGAAACAAGUUGGGCGAACUCGCCCUUACGUGGAGAGACAUCAACGUCAACAUCGGGGGGAACGAAAUAUUGAAGGGCAUCUCGGGAUUCGCUCGCAGAGGCGAGCUCACAGCACUUUGCGGCGCGAGUGGCGCUGGAAAGACUACGCUCCUCACUGCUCUCAGUCAGACGAACUUCGCCGGCGAUCUGCAAGGAGAGGUUCUUGUUGACGGGAGGCCUCCUGACGAAAACUAUAGAAAGACCAUCGGAUUCGCCCAGCAAAUGGACCUCCAUGAUGGGACUGCAACAGUACGCGAAGCGCUUGAGUUUUCUGCCCUUCUGCGACAGCCAAAUGACUACUCCCGGGAAGAGAAACUAGCAUACGUGGAUAAGGUGCUGGAGACUUUGGACCUCGUCGAUGUGCAGCACGUUCUCAUCGGCGAAGACGGGGGCGGCCUGGGCGUUGAGCGACUGAAACGUGUCACGAUUGCCAUCGAGCUGGUCGCACGACCGCAGAUAUUGUUUGCUGACGAGCCGACAUCUGGGCUCGACUCGCAAGGCGCGGCACGCAUCGUUCAUUUCCUCAAGCACGUCGCUCGCCAAGGCCAGGCCGUUGUUGUCACCGUUCACCAGCCUUCGGCACUUCUUUUCUCGCAGUUCGACAACCUCCUCGCUCUCUCGUCGGAGGGGAGGCAGCUGUACUUCGGCAGGGUUGCGGAUGCCCUUUCGUACUUCGCUCGGCAUGGUGCCGUCAGCCCUCCCGGUGCGAACCCCGCGGAGUUCAUUCUCGAAACUGUCGGCGCAGGCAUCAACGCUCGCAACAACGACAAGGGCGCAACCUGGGCGUCCAACUGGUCUGCCUCUCCCGAGCUGGCGGGGUUACUAACCGAGAUCGAUCACGGCAUCAAACGCCGACCAUCCAGCGGCAGCGUGGCGGGAACCCCGCCAAAGAGCAGCUACAAUGCAACAGUCUUCGAACAGACAUGGCUGCUCACCAAGCGGAUGCUGCUAGGUCAGUGGCGCAACCCGCCUUACAUGUACAGCAAGAUAUGGGUUCACGUCAUCUCUGGCAUCCUUGUCGGCUUCACCUUCUUCCAGAUCGGCACAAGCCCUCAAGAUCUCCAGAAUCGGUCUUUCAGUGUUUUCUUCAUACUCUUCCUUUGCAACGCUAUCGUCAAUGUCAUUCUUGCGAGGUAUUUCUUCGCGAGCCUCUACUGGCUAUUCCGGGAAGGACCAUCGCACGCCUAUGGCUGGGUCGCCUUCGUCACUUCGACAAUUCUUGCGGAGAUUCCCGGUGCGGUACUCGUCACUGUCUUGUACUUUGUGUUGUGGUACUUCCCCAGCGGGCUGCCACUGGAAGAGGCCGGGUAUAUUUUCUUGUUCCUUCUCACAUACGAGGUCUUCCAGGUGCUUCUUGGGCUCUUCAUGAUGGCGCUUAGCCCGGAUCUCGGCGUAGCCGGCAAUGUUCUCGUCUUCAUCGUCUGCACCCUGAACUGGUUCAACGGUAUCAUCGUACCAUUCCACCAACUUCAAGUGUUUUGGCGCUCCUGGCUCUACUACCUCUCCCCAUUCACUUAUCUCUUGGGUGGAAUGAUUAUUGCUGUUACGAGUUCCGUAUCCGUUGACUGCAAAGCUUCCGACUUGGUCGAGUUCACAGCGCCGGACAACCAGACAUGCGCAUCAUAUGCCGCCGACUGGGCAUUGGAGGCAUCAGCCCAGCUGUUGAACCCGGACGCAUCAGGCGACACUGCGUGUCAGGUAUGCAUGCUUACCAGCGGAUCGCAGUACUUGGAGCUGUUCAACCUCAAUGAUGCUUUUGGCGGGAAAUGGGGUUGUUGGGCCAUUUUUUUGCUGUUCACUUUCAGCAACUUGGCUUUGGUGUACUUAUUUACUUGGGCAACGAGAGUGAAGGGACGGAAACUGCUCUACUUCAUUUAGAGCGGUAUAUUCCAUACCGAGGUUCUUAGAAGAGGGCAUGCAAGUCGGAAGGAGAGUACAUUUCCAUCUAGGUGUUCGUCGGCACAGACAAUUCGACGCAGCAGACUUUGUAAUCGACUCAAUUUAGCUUAUCUCUUGUGGCUACUUU